CAGAUACCCGUAUUUGUUUCUCUCGAUGAAAUGGCUUGCCUGUUUUUGUUAUAUGCUAAACUGUAUUGACGUCCAUGGAAGUGGAGAACCGAGACAGAUUAAUUCCGUUAACGUUAGCUAUAGCUGGCUAAGGAUAUCGUUAUCUAGAAGCGAUGAUUGCCAGAUAUGCCAUGUUAACGUGCUGGGUAGCUGAAAUUAAGGUUAAAAGGGGUAUAUUUGGCCAUUCGGUCGAGUUGGUGACUUACGUUAGCUCGACAAUAUUAAUAGCUCGCGACCUUUUGUUGAAUGCAGCAUCUGGCUAGCCAAGUCAUCAGGCGGACGGGUGGGUCCUGGUAAACAAAGUCUCUCAAGUUGUCACCACCUCUAGAAAGAUCACAAGCCCUCGAACGUGACCAGCCACGGGAAGCGCAUAGCACGGGACGUACCCAAGCUGUCGCGUGUUAGAGGAGUGCUACUAUUUAGCAACUUGAAUUGUUUAAGGCAAUCUGUUUUUCUUAAAAUGCUCGAUAAUUUACAAGGUCUGUCUGAUUAUGGAACAUUAACACAAUCUCUAUGUAUUUACCAUCGCUUUUAAACAAGCUACCAUCAAAGCAAGGUUUCAUGAAUCCUAGACAGAAUAAGGACAAACGAAAACAAAAGAUUCACCUCAGCGAUGGCUCAACAGACGAAUCAAAGUCCCGUGCUGUGCACCACUGGCUGUGGUUUCUACGGCAACCCUAGGACCAGCGGCAUGUGCUCCGUCUGUUACAAGGAUCACAUAACGCGACAGCAAAGCAGCGACCGCAUGAGUCCCAUGAGUCCCUUAGGUGCAGCUGGUAGCCCGGCUGCAGAGGCCAUCCAGAGACUAGAAGCCAGCUUAAGCAAAGCUGAAUCCCUAGCCGUGCCCAGCACAGACACCACCAGAGAAACCGUCCCAGCAUCCUCUCUGCCCGUGACACAGCAGAUGACUGAGAUGAGCAUCUCCAGAGAAGAGAGGGCCACAACCCCAACGUCAGAAUUUGCAGAGCCAGUUGUCACCCAGCCCAGCUCCUCAUCCAGCCUUGCCCUUGCCCAGGACUGUGACGACACCAAGGCCUCAGAGCUCCCCAAGCCCAAGAAGAACAGAUGCUUCAUGUGUCGCAAGAGAGUGGGGCUGACAGGUUUUGACUGCCGGUGUGGGAACCUGUUUUGCGGGCUGCAUCGAUACUCCGACAUCCACAACUGCACGUACGACUACAAGACGGAGGCCGCCGCCAAGAUCCGCAAGGAGAACCCCGUAGUUGUGGCAGACAAGAUCCAGAGAAUAUAAGCUCUCUCCCCCUCUGGGAGACCCUUGGGAACUUUGACCUGAACACUGGCGCUAGUGUGGCUAAAGGACGUUUCACUUUCUUUCUUUUUUUAAAUCAGUCUUGUGAGAGCAAAAGAAAACUUUUUUUUGAGAGAGAGAGUGGUGCACGUGCAGCGAUCAUAGUUUCAAAUGGGUUCUUUUUUUUGUUCGUUUUUAUUUUGAGGGGAAGGGUUGUUUUUUUUCUGUUUAUUUUUUUGACUGUUUGUUUCAUUCUCUUCCUCUCCUUCCUGUGUGUGCUUCUGUGAAUACGUUUUUUUUUUUCUUCUUCUUUUAAACCACAGUCAUUAUUUCCCAUAGUUAUUAUUUCCUUACGUGUUGCAUUUGGCAAGGACACUUUUCAGGGAAGAUGGAACAGUGUUUCCCCUCCGUGAUGAACGCUGUCUUGAUUGACAGGUAGAAGGAGUCAGAGAAUGCUGUGUGCCAAAAAUGCAGACGUUUACAGGGAACCCGAAUGGAAUUGGAUGCAGUGAGACGGACUCACUCCAGCACCCGGCCUCAUAUCCUCUGUUAUUUUAGCCUGUGUUCCACAACAGGAUCCUCGGGCAAAGAUUGAAUACUUACACAAGUGUCGUGUGAUUAUGAGAGCCGUUGAGAGGUCACCGUGUAACGUGGAGCGGUGUUAAAAUGCCUGAAUGUGAACCUGUUUUCUCUUUCUUCUUGGAGCACAAUAUUCUGCCCUUUCAGGCAGGUCAGUGGACAAAAGCUCCCCGUGUCUGCCAGUUCAGCGCUUAGUGGCGCCUGUCCAUAUUUAAUCAAGCUAUCGCCGGUUGGCUUUCCUGAAGAGCUAAUGUCAGUGUCUGCCUGUUGAAGAGUGAGUGGAGGCCCUGUGGAGACUAAUGAAAACUGUUGCCUAAAGGGUGUGCUGUUGAAUUGAGAAACAUGCUUACAGGGGAAGAAAAACAGCAACAACUUUCUGUGAAGAUGCUGAACUAGGACCCGUCUUAUUUUAAAGUCCUUUUAAAUGAUCAGUUGAAGCCCGGGAAUGUUUGGAGAACUGGGGGUCAUUGACGAUAAUAUUCAUCUUCUUAAUUGUGAGUAAGUGUAUUUGUCAUAGUUUUUUUUCUUUUUUUCUUUGAGUGUGAGUAUUACGCACAUUUUGAAUAUGUGAGCUGGUACGGUAUGUAACCCAAUGGUGUGCGUGUGUAUGAGUGUUUUUAUAUAAGCUCUUCUCCAUAUCUUGACUCAAGCUGAAUAACCUGGAGUAGGUUUGCAAUAUUGGUUUGUUUGUUUACUGAGAAACACAAUAGGAAAAAAAAAUUCUAUCGCUACAGUAGUUCUUCCACAAUGGACUCUGGGGCUGUUUCUUGGUCUCUUUAUGUCAUCAUCCCUCGCCAUCUCUCUGCUAGAUUUGUGUGCGUCAUGUACAUAAACAACCCCACGUUUGCUUUUCAUUUCCUCCUUUAGGACUGGCUUAAAAAAGAAACUAUGUAUCCGUUGGAGUUUUACUAUCACCUGUUAGGUAUAUGCAAAUUUGUACAAAGGAAAAAAAACUUACCAUGUUCAUAUUUAUGUAAUACAUAUAAUCGUGUUAUCUGGCAUUAAGACAAAAUUAGUAUCCUGUAAAUAAAACUGAUGUACAGAGAUGUCA
This is a messenger RNA of Clupea harengus (Atlantic herring), 2915 nucleotides long. RefSeq names its product zinc finger, AN1-type domain 5a (gene zfand5a). The record is from RefSeq and is a predicted model, not a curated record. NCBI's taxonomy places the organism in Eukaryota, Metazoa, Chordata, Actinopteri, Clupeiformes, Clupeidae. Gene Ontology annotation, molecular function: DNA binding; zinc ion binding.